UUAGUCCUCACUCGUUUUGCGCGUGUUCAUGAUACUCCUCUUGUCUGUCGAGGAGGAAAACCACAUAUUUGUGUCGCUGUUGGUGUUUUAUGCUUAAACUAUUUAUGUCGUCGUUCACUGAUUUUUUUUAUGCUGACUGAAAUUAAUUACUAAAGAUGAAUUCUAUGUUCGCCAUUGUUCUGCCCUGCGGAUAUUUUGUAUUCGUUUUUUGGAUCAACGUCGCGCACGGAGACAUGAGCUAUUCUUUAUCGGAGGAGAUGAAACGAGGUUCAGUUAUUGGAAAUAUCGCUAAGGAUCUCGGGCUGCAGACAGGUGCGCUGUCCACCAGAAGAGCUCGAAUUGACACCGAAGGGACUGAUAAACGUUACUGUGACAUAAACCUGGAGCACGGAGAGCUGAUUGUGGCGGAGAGGAUUGACCGUGAGGAGCUUUGUGGCAAAAAACCUUCGUGCAUCUUAAAACAAGAGCUCGUUUUGGAGAAUCCUCUGGAGCUGCAUCGGAUCAGCCUUCAUGUUCAAGAUGUUAAUGAUAACUCUCCGCAGUUCAACGAAAAAUUGAUCAGUCUAGAAAUCCAUGAAUCGGCAGUCAAGGGAGCUCGCUUUGUGAUCGAGGAGGCGAGCGAUGCGGAUGUAGGACAAAAUUCAGUUCAGCAGUAUAGCCUUGAGAAGAACAACAAUUUCAUUCUAGCUGCUAAUGGAAACACAGUGGAGCUUGUUUUGGAUAAGGAGCUUGAUCGAGAAAAACAAAAGGAAAUUAAUUUGCUCCUUACAGCUUUAGAUGGCGGAUCUCCUCAGAGAUCAGGUACAGUGGGCAUACAUGUAACUGUACUGGAUGCUAAUGAUAACGCCCCAGUGUUUAGCCAGGCCGUUUACAAAGCCAGUCUGCCUGAAAACUCUCCUAUAGGUACUGUAGUGACAACAGUGAGCGCAACUGAUGCAGAUGAGGGAGUGAAUGGAGAUGUGACUUAUGAUUUUGGACAUGUUUCAGAGAAUGUAAAGAACGUUUUUGGCCUGGAUCAUAAGACGGGAGAAUUAAAACUAAUUAGCGAGAUAGAUUUUGAAACGGUUUCAAAUUAUGACCUACGCAUUAAAGCGAAAGAUGGCUUGGGAUUGUCAUCUUACACUAAAGUGACUGUACAUGUCACCGAUGUAAACGACAAUUCGCCUGUUAUCUAUGUAAAGUCUUUAGCAAACCCAAUACCUGAAAAUGUGUCUCCUGGCACAGAGGUGGGCAUCAUUAAUGUACAGGAUGUAGAUUCUGAUAACAGCCAAAAUGUUCGCUGCUACAUUCAGCAAAAUGUUCCUUUUAAGUUGGUUCCUUCUAUUAAAAACUAUUAUUCUCUGGUGACCACGGGAAAACUGGACCGUGAACUAGUAUCUGAUUACAACAUUACAAUCAUUGCCACUGAUGAGGGCUCUCCACCUCUGUCCUCCUCUUUCAGGAGUUUUAAAGUCCAAGUGAUGGCCAGAGACAAUGGUUCUCCUCCUCUCAGCAGCAAUGUGACUGUCAGUGUGUUCAUAUCAGAUGUAAAUGACAACUCUCCUCAGAUCCUGUACCCGGCACCAGAGGGCAGCUCCUUCAUGACUGAGUUAGUCCCUAAAGCUGCACAUGGAGGGUCUCUGGUGUCCAAAGUGAUAGCAGUGGAUGCAGACUCUGGACAGAACGCCUGGCUGUCCUAUCAUAUAAUCAAAGCCACAGAUCCUGGACUUUUCAGUAUUGAUCUACACAGUGGAGAGAUCAGAACACAGCGGGACAUUUCCGAAUCUGACAGCAUGAAACAGAAUUUGAUUGUUACUGUGAAAGAUAAUGGACAGCCCUCUUUGUCUGCCACCUGCUCAAUUUAUUUACUUAUUUCUGAUAACUUAGCUGAAGUGCCGGAACUGAAAGACAUUUCUUAUGAUGAGAAGAACUCCAAGUUGACCUCUUAUUUGAUCAUUGCACUGGUUUCUGUGUCCACUUUCUUUCUGACCUUCAUCAUCAUUAUACUUGGAGUGAGGUUUUGUCGCAGGAGAAAGCCCAGACUGUUGUUUGAUGGAGCAGUAGCCAUACCAGGAGCUUAUCUACCUCCAAGUUAUGCAGAUGUUGAUGGCACAGGAACUUUACGCAGCACCUACAAUUACGAUGCCUACCUGACAACAGGAUCUAGAACCAGUGACUUUAAGUUUGUAUCAUCUUACAAUGACAACACUCUGCCUGCUGACCAGACUCUGAAGAAAAGUUUGAGUGAUUUUACUGAGGCUUUUGGAGAACUGGAAGGAUGCUCAGAGGUAUGAUGACACUCUUAAGCCAUUUUUGCAUUUACCCCCUCCUGUAGCGUCCCGGUUGAAAAGAUGGUCUCUUUCACUGAUGGUUCACGUUUCUUUAUUUAACAGCCUUUAUACAUGAACACACCGUAAGAGCUAUAAACAUACAAAUAAAACACCAUUAGUAAUUCUUAGUGGUUCUAACCUUUUCCUUUAACCUAUAAGACUUACUUUAUGUAAUAACAUUACAUUUACAUCACGUGUAUUUAAUUAACCUACAUUUCUAUACUACAAAUUAACCAAAAUGUAUUUCAACUGUUUUAACAGUUUGACAGUUAAUCAAACA
Messenger RNA from Poecilia latipinna (sailfin molly), 2589 nucleotides. RefSeq names its product protocadherin gamma-B5-like. Lineage: Eukaryota; Metazoa; Chordata; Actinopteri; Cyprinodontiformes; Poeciliidae. Gene Ontology annotation, biological process: homophilic cell-cell adhesion. The record is from RefSeq and is a predicted model, not a curated record. Gene Ontology annotation, molecular function: calcium ion binding. Gene Ontology annotation, cellular component: plasma membrane. The transcript is spliced from 2 exons. The coding region runs from base 156 to 2273 and encodes 705 amino acids.